Molecule: messenger RNA, 216 nt
Organism: Eimeria maxima
Lineage: Eukaryota; Apicomplexa; Conoidasida; Eucoccidiorida; Eimeriidae
Product: methionine aminopeptidase, putative
Exons: 4
Coding region: 1-216 (71 amino acids)
Source: RefSeq, a predicted model, not a curated record
AUGUACAUCUUUGCUUGUCAUGGUAUUCCUGACUUACGUCCUCUAGAGGAAGGAGACAUUGUCUCCUUUGAUUACUGUGCUGGUACCUUUGCUGUUGGGUCUAUAGCACCACAGCAUGCAGAGUUAAUUGCUGCUGCUAAGGAGUGUUUAGCGGUGGCAAUAAAGGCAGUAAAGCCAGGAAGACCAAUAGGAGAAGUUGGCAAAGUUAUUCAGUAA